ACCCUCGAGAGGCACCGGGAGUUGUCGCAGGGGGGGCCUUGGGAAAUUCCCCGGACCCCUGUGCCAGGAGGUGCCCGGUGCGCCUGCCCGCCCCCCCACCCCGAGGGCGGUGCCCGGGGGCGCUGCCCCAUGGAGCGGGGAGGCGGGCGCCGUCUGCUCUUGGAGCCGUGACCCGAGUCGGAGCUGUGUGUCGCAGCCGCCCCGACCCCCGCGGAUCAUGCGCCGUCGCCCCUGGCUCGCUGGUCCAGCCGGGCUGUGAGCCCCCCACUCCCGGCCCGUCACGGCCCGCGCGCCAUGGGCAGCACCCACCCUUGCCCCAGGCUGCGGCUCCGACCUCGGCCCCAGCCGCGGCCCGCGCUCUGCGCGCUCCUGUUCUUCCUCCUGCUGCUGGCUGCCACCGUGCCCAGGUCGGCACCCAACGACAUCCUGGGCCUCCGCCUUCCCCCGGAGCCCGUGCUCAACGCCAACACGGUGUGCCUGACCCUGCCGGGCCUGAGCAGGCGGCAGAUGGAGGUGUGUGUGCGCCACCCUGAUGUGGCUGCCUCAGCCAUCCAGGGCAUCCAGAUCGCCAUCCAUGAGUGCCAGCACCAGUUCCGGGACCAGCGCUGGAACUGCUCUAGUCUCGAGACUCGCAACAAGAUCCCCUACGAGAGUCCUAUCUUCAGCAGAGGUUUCCGAGAGAGUGCCUUCGCCUACGCCAUCGCAGCGGCCGGCGUCGUGCACGCGGUGUCCAACGCGUGCGCCCUGGGGAAGCUGAAGGCGUGUGGCUGCGACGCGUCCCGGCGCGGGGACGAGGAGGCCUUCCGUCGGAAGCUGCAUCGCCUGCAGCUGGACGCGCUGCAGCGCGGUAAGGGGCUGAGCCACGGAGUCCCGGAGCACCCAGCCCUGCCCCCCGCCAGCCCCGGCCUGCAGGACUCCUGGGAGUGGGGCGGCUGCAGCCCUGACGUGGGCUUCGGGGAGCGCUUCUCUAAGGACUUUCUGGACUCCCGGGAGCCGCACAGAGACAUCCACGCACGCAUGAGGCUCCACAACAACCGAGUGGGGAGGCAGGCGGUGAUGGAGAACAUGCGGCGGAAGUGCAAGUGCCACGGCACGUCAGGCAGCUGCCAGCUCAAGACGUGCUGGCAGGUGACGCCGGAGUUCCGCGCCGUGGGGGCGCUGCUGCGCAGCCGCUUCCACCGCGCCACGCUCAUCCGGCCGCACAACCGCAACGGCGGCCAGCUGGAGCCCGGCCCCGCGGGGGCACCGUCGCCCGCCCCGGGCGUCCCGGGGCCGCGGCGCCGCGCCAGCCCCGCCGACCUCGUCUACUUCGAGAAGUCGCCCGACUUCUGCGAGCGCGAGCCGCGCCUGGACUCGGCGGGCACCGUGGGCCGCCUGUGCAACAAGAGCAGCACGGGCCCCGACGGCUGUGGCAGUAUGUGCUGCGGCCGAGGCCACAACAUCCUGCGCCAGACGCGCAGCGAGCGCUGCCACUGCCGCUUCCACUGGUGCUGCUUCGUGGUCUGCGAGGAGUGCCGCAUCACCGAGUGGGUCAGCGUCUGCAAGUGAGCGGAAGGCUCCCCUCCCUGAGCCUGGCCCUCCGCGGCUUGCCAUCUUGGCCUGGCAGGGUCGCCCUGGCUCCUGGGGGGGAGGUUGGAUCAAUGAUUUUAUAAGAACCUCCCAGCCCCAAGGGUCGUCAAGUCUGCAAUCACCUGGAGCCCACCACUCCUGUGGGCUCCCUGCCCCAACUCAGAUAGCUCAGUUGGGCUGGAGAUUGCUCCACACCCUAGAGCAAGUUUCAGCCCGGCAGCCCCUGGGCCUGUCUCCUUUCAUCCCUUCACCCCUUCCCCAGGAGUGGGAGGGAAUGAAUGGAAGCUGAUGGGCAGGAGAAGGAGGAUUAAAAAGAAGAAAUGGACAUCGUUGAGCUGACGUGAUUCUGUGGAGGCCUCAGACCCCCACCCCCACCAGCCUCUGCCCCUCAUCAUUCAUUUGACAAAUAUUUAUUUUGCACUCUUUGUGGCCUGGCACUCUGUGGGGGCCGAGGGGUACUGGGGAUACAGAUGUGAAUGAGAGAGACACAGCACAUGCUCUCUUGGAGUUUACAUUCUGGCUGGGGGAGAUGGACAAUAAACAAGUAAAUACACAAACAAGGUCAUUUCAGACAAUGCUAUGUGCCAUGAAGAAAAUAAAGCAAGGUGCUGGGUGUAGAGUGAUUUGUGGGGAGUGGGGUCCCCUUUUAGAUAAAGCCGCUGGUCCGGGAGGGCCUCUCUGAGUUGUGAUACUCAUACUGAGACCUGCAUGAUGAGGACAGCCA
Molecule: messenger RNA, 2293 nt
Organism: Equus quagga
Lineage: Eukaryota; Metazoa; Chordata; Mammalia; Perissodactyla; Equidae
Gene: WNT10A
Product: Wnt family member 10A
Exons: 4
Coding region: 295-1548 (417 amino acids)
Biological process (GO): cell fate commitment; neuron differentiation; multicellular organism development
Cellular component (GO): extracellular region
Molecular function (GO): cytokine activity; frizzled binding
Source: RefSeq, a predicted model, not a curated record